GUGCAGUCAGUGAGCGCAGAAACCAAGCAAUGCCAAAAUAAAUGAAUGAUGGCCGCGUUAUCGUCGCCUCUCCGCGUUUGCCGUGGGAUAUUGAGAGAAAUACGCACGUUAAAAGGACCAACGUACAAACAGUCGAUGGCAUAUAAUUAUGUUAUAGAUCAGUUCCGGAAAAACGACCUUCCCGUCUGCCCCCAGGUCACAGGAGAGCGGUACUGUCGGGCCCAACAGGAGGCCCUACACGCUUCCCAGACCUACCUGUGCAUGCUGGCCUCCACCAGGAACCACAUGGUCCUCCACCAGCUCUACCACAGCAAGGGCCAGCGCGGCACCGAGGAGAUGGCAGGGAUUGUGGGGCUGCGGCUGCCCACUCAGCCUGGGGGCAAGGGCUGGGAGAAGUGAGGAGGAGGAGGGGACACUCGCAGACACUCCGUGAAAGGCGUGAAAGGGACCAGACCUUUCUCCCUAAUCCCUCUACCCCCCCCCCCCCCCCUCCCCUCCCUCCCCCUCAUACUGAUCCUGAUAGUCGAUAAAGGCUGUCAUGGACAAGGAAGGAUUGUGACGUGCGGCGGGAGGGAAAGGGAGAAUGAAAGCUAUUAGGAGCCGUGUUUUUGGGUUAGCCAUAAAGAGCUGUGAUGUUAGAUUUACGAAUUUCUCUCCUACACUUAUUGUUUUUGUAGUACUGGAUGAAACAGCUGUAACAAUGACAAUAUGUACAUAUUUAUUUUUUGUGUUCAACCUUGCCCAAUAAAGUUUCAUUCAUGGUUCCAA
Hypomesus transpacificus is the source of this 768-nucleotide messenger RNA. It is a transcript of the gene fmc1, whose product is annotated as formation of mitochondrial complex V assembly factor 1 homolog. The record is from RefSeq and is a predicted model, not a curated record. Lineage: Eukaryota; Metazoa; Chordata; Actinopteri; Osmeriformes; Osmeridae. Bases 46 to 399 code for a protein of 117 amino acids. Gene Ontology annotation, cellular component: mitochondrion. The transcript has 2 exons.